Molecule: messenger RNA, 1068 nt
Organism: Rhodotorula graminis WP1
Lineage: Eukaryota; Fungi; Basidiomycota; Microbotryomycetes; Sporidiobolales; Sporidiobolaceae
Exons: 6
Coding region: 1-918 (305 amino acids)
Molecular function (GO): acetylpyruvate hydrolase activity
Source: RefSeq, a predicted model, not a curated record
AUGGCUGCGCCUGCUUGGUCUCGCCUUGUCCGCUUCGUCGCAAAGGAGGACGCAAAGACCUACUACGGCGAGCCUGACCAGCAAGGCGACCUCGGCCUGCUGUACGCCCAAGGCGAGCGCAUCACGGCUCGCCCGCUCGCCGACCAGUCGUCCCCCUGGACCUCCUCUCCCUCGUCCUCGAGCCGCAGCCUCACCGUCCAGCGCCUCCUCCCGCCACUCGCCCCGCACCACGUCCCCUCGAUCCGCGGCAUGGGCCUCCAGUACUCUGCCGACCCGACCAAGCCGCAGCCCAAGCCCGACGUCGCCGUCGUCUUCUUCAAGGCGACCAACUCGCUCGCGGGUCCAGGCGACGCCAUCGUGCUCCCCAAGCUCGCCGACGGCGAGAAGAACGACUACGAGGUCGAGCUGUGCGUCGUGCUCGGCAAGGACGCCAAGGACGUCAAGGAGGACGACGCCAUGAGCUACGUCGGCGGCUACUGCGUCGUCAACGACGUCUCCUCGCGCGGCCUGUGCGCAAAGGGCGUCCAGUGGGGCAUGGGCAAGAGCUACGACACGUGGUGCCCUCUCGGCCCUUGCCUCGUCUCGCCAGAAGCUCUCGGCGCAGACCCGCACAAGCUCACGAUCACGACGCACGUCAACGGCAAGCUCGCGCAGAAGGGUACGACGGCAGACCUCGUCAUCAAGAUCCCCGAGCUCAUCGCGCGUCUCUCGCACGGCACGACCCUCCCCGCCGGGUCCCUCAUCCUCACCGGGUCCCCGAUCGCGCUCGGCCGCAAGGCGCCCGGCGACGUCGUUGACCAGAGCCCGUUCAUGCGCGACGGCGACGACGUGCGGUGCUUCGUCGAGGGGUGCGGGACGCUCGUCAACUCGGUCAGGGACGAGGCGGUCGGACGGGGGCGGAUCAAGGCCAAGCUGUGAGCGAGGGCCGAGCUGGAUGGCGAGGGAGGGUCGGUGCGGCCUCGCGGUUUCUUCUCGUCUCUCUUUGCCGCGAUCGAGAUGCUCUCUCGCUCUCUCUGUAGAUACUCGAGCGAGGCUGUAUGUAUGUACUGCAGGCGGACAAAGAUCUAU